This is a messenger RNA of Amborella trichopoda, 2997 nucleotides long. Its product is annotated as BEL1-like homeodomain protein 9. NCBI's taxonomy places the organism in Eukaryota, Viridiplantae, Streptophyta, Magnoliopsida, Amborellales, Amborellaceae. Gene Ontology annotation, molecular function: DNA binding. The record is from RefSeq and is a predicted model, not a curated record. Gene Ontology annotation, biological process: regulation of DNA-templated transcription.
AAAGCAAAGUGCUCUCUCUCUCUAUCUCCAUCUCUUACAGUAGUCAAUUCGCAGUACGUCUGCAGAUUCCGACAAUACUUUGCCGCAAUUUUGGCCGGAAUCUCGAUUUAUGGUGUUUUUAGGGUUUACUGAAUCGAUCGUUUCAGGAUAAUCAGAAGGACGGCGAGCACUCGCUUCAGAGUUUUCGCUCUUUUCCUGCAAAAACUUCACAUGAGCUAUACUGUGACCAUUUACUGAAUCUGAUUACUUUUAGGGUUUCCAUCGCCGACUCCAGUCGAUAAAGAAGUGAUUUUUGGGAUCAAUCUCUGCCCUUACAAGAACAGGAGCAUGGACGCAGGUUGUGUGCCGUGUCAGGGCCUGCAAACUUUGACAUGAACUCGCCCGAAUCACUGAAAGUGAUGAGCUCAUCUGGUCACGACAUAUUUUAGUAAGAUGCAGUCCCACUUUCUCUCUCUAGAUUCGCUACUGGACAUAAAAAUCGCAAACCCCGGAGCUUUCUCUCUCUAGAAUUGAGUGGUUGAGGCCUUGAAACCAUGGCGGAGGAGCUCGAUGAUUCUCUCUCUAGAAUCCAUAGGUUUGGGGCUCAAAACCACGUUGCUCAACAAAGCCGGCGUGAAAAACUGAGGGUCCAAAACACUUCAAAUCUAGAGAGAGAAACAGUGGGGCUUCCGAGCCAUUUGAUAAACCCUCUAUGCGAUUCAUCAAUGGUGUCUUCUGAAAUGCUGAAUUUUAGAGCUCAGAGAGUUUCUUCUGAGGUUAACAGUGAAGUUGUGCCUUCGGAUGGGGGCCUGGUGCAAAAUCCAACUCUCUGGAAAGGCUUAAUCGCACCUCAAAAUUGUGACUGGUUUUUGAACCAUUCUCAAGGAAAUGGUGCAAGUCCUUCUUCCUUGAACAACCAUGACUCGUUUCUAACACCCAUGUUUGGUAUUCUCUCUAAAAACCUCAAAGAUGGUAACUCCUCAGCUUAUCAGCUUUUACUUAUGAACAAUGAGUACAACAAUAUUGGGUACCCACAAGAUUUACAGGUUUCAAUGGCUUCCCAAAACCCUAACCCUAACCCUAUUUGGAGUUCCAAGGAUGUGUAUGAUGGAGAAAACCAGAAGCCAUAUACUGAAUUUUCACGGAAUUUUCGUGGAUUUGAGCAGAGUAGCCAAGGUCUUGAUUUGGGUUCGCCCCGAAGAGAUAUUAAGGAGUCUGUGGCCUCUGGUUUAUGGCAAGAGAGUGCGAGCGGGCUAGUCCUUCCCAGCUAUGGAAAUCAGAGCUCUUUAUCAGGGCUUUCAGAGAGGCCUCAAACUCAUCAAUGGUGCAACGGCGAAGGUGAAGCCCAAAUAGUUCGAAAGCAAGAUGGGCAUGAUGCAAGAAGUCAGAGCUUAGCUCUCUCUCUAGCCUCGCAUCGAUCGACUGAUACUCAACUGCCCCAAUUUGAAGACGGAUUCAACAAUUCGCAGGAAUUGGUAGUGAGAGAAAACAGGUCAGAGGGUUCAUUUCCCAACCCUUUCUAUGGCAGUACUUCUAGAGAGAGAAACUUCUCACCCUUAUCGCAAGGUUAUAUAGGCGGCAGCUCCAUGGAUGCUCAAAGGAGUGCAGGUCCUCUUGGCCCUUUUACUGGUUAUGCCACAAUUCUUAAGAGCUCAAAGUUCUUGAGACCAGCUCAGCUUAUCUUAAGUGAGUUUUGUAGUGUGACAAAAGGGGCUAUAGAAUGUGGAAUGAAGAAGCCAGGUAUUAACAGUGAUUCGAUCGAAAGGGGUUCCAUGGUUUUGAGGGAUGGCGUUAAUGUAGACAGUGGUGGCAUUGGAAGGAAUGGAAAUUCAUGUGUUUCUUCCUCUUCGGAUUAUCCCACCUCCAUUGAAGGUGGUAAUGGGGGCGGAGAUAAGAGUGGUGGCGCAGUUUGUGCAGGUGAUGGGAUUGAGUUUCAUAAGAAGAAGACUCGGCUCAUGGCUUUGUUUGAUGAGGUUUAUAGACGAUACCGGAUAUACCAGCACCAAAUGCAAUCUGUCAUCUCUUCAUUUGAAUCCAUUGCCGGUCUCAGUGCCGCCACUCCUUACACUUCUCUUGCCCUAAAGGCAAUGUCUAAGCACUUCCGGUGCCUGAAAAACGUGAUAUCCGAUCAGUUAAAGCAAAUGAGCAGUCUCUUGGGUGAGGAAGAGAGCAUGAUUCCGGCUGGUGGUCCUAAUUUUGGUAAGGGAGAUACCAUUCCAAGGCUUAGGUUUUUGGAUCAAAGGAUUAGGCAUCAACAGCAACAACGGCUAAUGGGGCUUGAGCAUGCGCGCCAUCAACAUGUGUGGAGGCCACAGAGGGGCCUGCCGGAGAGGUCGGUGGCGGUUUUGCGAGCAUGGCUGUUCGAGCACUUCCUGCACCCAUAUCCUACUGAUAACGACAAGCAUGUGCUGGCGUCCCAAACUGGUCUCUCUAGGAAUCAGGUCUCCAACUGGUUCAUCAAUGCUAGGGUAAGGCUAUGGAAACCCAUGGUGGAAGAGAUCCACAUGCUCGAGUCCAAAGAGUCAGCCGAAUUCGACCAGAAUUCCAGCAAGAAUGACCACAGUCCAGCCAACCCUGAACAGGCAUCUAAGAAACAAGGCAAGCAAAGCAUAGAAGCCCAAUCAAGUGAGGAUCGAAGUUUUUCGGUUUCUUCAAGGGUUGGAGAUCUCGAGCAACCGUCAAAGCGGCCAAAAAUGGACCACUGCCGGAUCCCGACUAGCUACGUGGAUUUUCCCGUGUACCCAACUGGGGUUGGAGCUGUUUCUCUCACUCUAGGGCUUCAACAUAGUGGGGUGCAAGAGCCUGUGAGCUUUGGGCUCCAUGAAAAUAGUAGCAGUAGUGGUUUUGUAGUUGAGAAUUUACAGCAACAGCUCAGGAAGCAAAUUCCUGGCCACAUAUUGCAUGAUUUCGUAGGAUAAUUAAUGGUGAGCUCUUUUCAUGGUUAGAUUGAAGGGCCAAAAGAUAGAGCCACAUUUUGUAUAUGUUAGUUUUGAAGGAAUAAGGAAAAUAAUUUGUAAA